AUGGACGCCCCCGAGGCCAAGCGGAGCCGGCUCUGCCCCGCCGGCCGCGAGGAGCGCGAGCCCUGGGCCGGGGCCGGGACCGGGGCCGGGGCUGGGGCCGUGCGCGCCCGGGGCCGGCCCGAGCCGCUGCUGGACCUGUGCGCCAAGCGCGUCGCCGAGAGCUGGGCCUUCGAGCAGGUGGAGGAGCGCUUCUCCCGUGUGCCGGAGCCAGUGCAGAAGCGCAUCGUGUUCUGGUCGUUCCCACGCAGCGAGCGCGAGAUCUGCGUGUACUCGUCGCUGGGCUGCCAGACCCCAGACAGCGAGCAUGACGCCCGGGCCCCCUUUACUCGAGGGCUGCAGCUGCUGCAGGCGGGUGCCGUGGACCGGGUACUGCAAGUGGGGUUCCACCUGAGCGGGAACGUCCAGGAGCCGGGGGGCCCUGGGGAGCCCGAGCGGCUCUACCACGUGUCCAUCAGCUUCGACCGCUGCAAGAUCACGUCGGUGAGCUGCGGCUGUGACAACCGCGACCUCUUCUACUGCGCCCAUGUGGUGGCCCUGUCGCUCUACCGCAUCCGCCACGCCCAGCAGGUGGCGCUGCGCCUGCCCAUCUCCGAGACGCUGUCGCAGAUGAACCGCGACCAGCUGCAGAAGUUCGUGCAGUACCUCAUCAGCGCCCACCACACCGAGGUGCUGCCCACCGCCCAGCGCCUGGCCGACGAGAUCCUCCUGCUGGGCUCCGAGAUCAACCUGGUGCACGGUGCCCCUGACCCCACGGCAGGUGCGGGCAUUGAGGAUGCCAACUGCUGGCACCUGGAUGAGGAGCAGAUCCAGGAGCAAGUGAAGCAGCUGCUAUCCAAUGGCGGCUACUACGGCGCCAGUCAGCAGCUCCGCUCCAUGUUCCACAAGGUGCGGGAGAUGCUGCGUAUGCGGGAUUCCAACGGGGCGCGCAUGCUGAUCCUCAUGACGGAGCAGUUCCUGCAAGACCCGCGCCUGGCCCUGUGGCGGCAGCAGGGCGCUGGCAUGACAGACAAGUGCCGCCAGCUUUGGGACGAGCUGGGGGCCCUGUGGGUGUGCGUGGUCCUGAGCCCCCAUUGCAAACCCGAGGAGCGGGCAAGCUGGCUGCAACUGCUGAGAACCUGGGACCAGCUGGACGUGUGCCCCCUGGAAGAGGGCAACUACUCCUUCCACGAGCCACACAUGCAGGCCCCCACAGGUGACGUGGCGGAGGAAGAAGCGGCAUCGAGGACAGGCUCGCGACACACGGUGUUCCGGCGCGCGCUGCAGGCGGGCUCUCUGCACUGGAGGGACGCGCACCUGCAGAGCAUCCUAGCCAGCGACCACUGCAGCGCCAGCCGCGCAGGAGACACUGGCAGCGGCAAGCCCACCUUCGACCCCCAGGGCCGCCCGCUCUGGCUGGCCGAGCCCUUCUCCACCGCGUGCGCCCGCGUGGACACGCUGCGCGCCCACGGAUAUCCACGCCAGGCCCUGCGGCUGGCGGGCGCCGUGGUCAACACCUUGAGGUUGCAGCGGCGCCGUCAGCUGGAGAGCUACAAGCCGCAGGAAAAAGAACUGCUGCAGAAAGGAUCCACCUGCAUUACCAACACGGAGGGCUGGGUGGGCCAUCCCCUGGACCCCAUUGGCUGCCUGUGCAGGGCGCUCCUGGAAGCCUGCCGUCUGGAGGAGGAGAGCCCGGCACUGUACCCAGAUGCCGCCCCCGAGAAGCGGAAGGUGACUUACCAGCACGUACCGGUGCCCGGGAACCCGGGGGAGUCCUACCUGGCGCUGGCGCUGGAAGUAGCGCUCCUUGGCCUGGGCCAGCAACGCGCCCUGCCCAGCGGCCUGUACGCCCAAGACAAGCUGGUUCGGAACGAGGAGCAGCUGCUGGCGCUGCUGGAGGAACUGGAGCUGGACGAGCGGCUGGUGCAGGUGCUGCGCAAGCAGGCCGGGCUACUGCUGGAAGGAGGUCCAUUCAGCGGAUUCGGAGAGGUGCUGUUCCGGGAAAGCGUCCCCAUGCACAGCUGCGCCCGCUACCUCUUCACUGCCCUGCUGCCACACGACCCGGACCUGGCCUACCGCCUGGCACUGCGGGCCAUGAGGCUGCCUGUGCUGGAAACGGCAUUUCCGGCCGGCGAGUCCCCACCCAACCCGCUGGACUCCAUCAUGAGCAACCGCUUCCCGCGUUGGUUCAUCCUGGGCCACCUGGAGACACGCCAGUGCGAACUCGCCUCUGCCAUGCUGACAGCCGCCAAGGGGGACCCCAAGUGGCUCCAUGCUGUCUUGGGCUCCAUUCAGCAGAAUAUCCACUCCCCGGCUCUGCUCUUCAAGCUGGCGCAGGAUGCCUGCAAGACGGCCACUCCAGCCAGCGCACCGCCUGACACCACCCUGCUGGGCAUUGCACUGGAGCUGGGCCUGCAGGUGAUGAGGCUGACUCUGAACACCAUGAGCUGGCGGCGGAGGGAGAUGGUGCGCUGGCUGGUCAGCUGUGCCACAGAGAUCGGCCAGUCCGCCCUGAUGAACAUCAUGCAGAACUGGUAUUCCCUCUUCACCCCGGUGGAGGCGGCCACCAUCGUGGCGGUGACGGGCACCACGCACGCCACGCUGCUGCGGCUGCAGCUGGACGCGCCGCGGCGGGAGGAGCUGUGGGCGUGCGCGCGGACCCUGGCCCUGCAGUGCGCCAUGAAGGACCCGCAGAACUGCGCGCUGCCCGCGCUCACGCUGUGCGAGAAGAACCACGCGGCCUUCGAGGCGGCCUACCAGAUCGUGCUGGACGCGGCGGCCGGCGGCCUGGGCCACGCGCACCUCUUCACCGUGGCGCGCUACAUGGAGCACCGCGGCCUGCCGCUGCGCGCCUACAAGCUGGCCACGCUGGCCCUGGCGCAGCUCAGCAUCGCCUUCAACCAGGACAGCCACCCGGCCGUCAACGACGUGCUCUGGGCCUGCUCGCUCAGCCACUCGCUGGGCCGCCACGAGCUCUCGGCCAUCGUCCCGCUCAUCGUCCGCAGCAUCCACUGCGCGCCCAUGCUCUCCGACAUCCUGCGCCGCUGGACCCUGUCGGCGCCGGGCCUGGGGCCGCUGGGCGCCCGCCGGGCCGCCAAGCCCCUGGGCGCCGACCGGGCGCCGCUCUGCCAGCUCCUGGACGCCGCGGUGGCCGCCUACAUCGCCACCAGCCACUCGCGCCUCACUCACAUCAGCCCGCGCCACUACGGCGACUUCAUCGAGUUCCUGGGCAAGGCCCGCGACACCUUCCUGCUGGCGCCCGACGGCCACCUGCAGUUCGCCCAGUUCCUGGAGAACCUCAAACAGACCUACAAGGGCAAGAAGAAGCUGAUGCUUCUGGUGCGGGAGCGAUUUGGCUGAGCCGCGGGCGGCGGGGGGCGUGGGGUUUGGUUUGCAGAGGGUCCCCAAACCCCCACUUAGCGACGAGGCACCCGCGCUGCGGGGUUGCGGGGAAUCUCCUCACCGGUGACCCACCCCGGGGCAUUUCAGUAUUAAGUCAGGGGCUUACCCCUGCACCGCACCGCCCUGCAUAGCCCCGCACUGCCUAGUCCUGGGAGGUGGCCGCCCUGCUGCCUCGAGCAAGUCUCAAGGAUCUGAAGCCAUAGCACCAUCUAGAGGCCUGGAAGGGGACUGCUUGGACUGGCCAACACCCCAGACCCAUCUUGGGUAACCCCCUAAA
Messenger RNA from Suncus etruscus (white-toothed pygmy shrew), 3655 nucleotides. RefSeq names its product zinc finger SWIM-type containing 4 (gene ZSWIM4). Gene Ontology annotation, molecular function: zinc ion binding. The record is from RefSeq and is a predicted model, not a curated record. Bases 1 to 3336 code for a protein of 1111 amino acids. NCBI's taxonomy places the organism in Eukaryota, Metazoa, Chordata, Mammalia, Eulipotyphla, Soricidae. The transcript is spliced from 14 exons. Gene Ontology annotation, cellular component: Cul2-RING ubiquitin ligase complex.